Molecule: messenger RNA, 960 nt
Organism: Sinocyclocheilus rhinocerous
Lineage: Eukaryota; Metazoa; Chordata; Actinopteri; Cypriniformes; Cyprinidae
Product: mitochondrial uncoupling protein 2-like
Exons: 6
Coding region: 370-960 (196 amino acids)
Biological process (GO): transmembrane transport
Source: RefSeq, a predicted model, not a curated record
CGAAUGCGUAAAGAGGGUCGCCGCAGCGUUCAGAACAGAACAGAGCACCUGCGGACUGUAACCGGCUGCUUUCUGAGGAAGUUCUUUUUCCCUACUAUAAACACUUUUAUUCGUAGACACAAUACAUUUUUGUUUAAGACUUUGGAGUAUGUUUUUGAUUUGUACGGGUUCUAAUCGUUUCUCUAUGGAAGAACGCGGCAACAAAAUUCAAGUUGAAAGUCAUUUCAACCAGAGAGAUACUUUCAGAGAACCUUGAAGUUCUCAUCCAAACCGGUUAGGGUAUAGUUCACCUAUCUUGUGUUCACUUCAUUGGUUUUCAACGCAUUCCGUUUCACCUUUACGCUCCUGUGAUUCCGACUGCAAAUAAACAUGGUUGGAUUCAGAGCUGGUGAUGUGCCUCCUACAGCCACUGUGAAGUUUAUUGGUGCAGGAACUGCAGCCUGCAUUGCAGACCUCUUCACAUUUCCACUGGACACUGCAAAAGUUAGACUUCAGAUUCAGGGGGAGACCAAAAGUCCCGCGAACACAGGCCAUGGUCCGGUGAAAUAUCGUGGAGUGUUUGGCACGAUCAGCACCAUGGUGCGUGUUGAGGGGCCGCGCAGUCUCUACAGCGGGCUGGUUGCAGGACUGCAGCGUCAGAUGAGCUUUGCCUCUGUACGCAUUGGCCUCUACGAUUCCGUCAAGCAGUUCUACACCAAAGGCUCAGAUCAUGUUGGGAUUGGCAGUCGGCUGAUGGCUGGCUGUACGACUGGAGCCAUGGCAGUGGCUUUGGCCCAACCCACCGAUGUGGUGAAGGUACGAUUUCAGGCUCAGAUCAGCGCCGGGGCCAGUAAACGUUACCAUGGUACUAUGGAUGCAUAUCGGACCAUUGCAAAGGAAGAGGGGUUUCGUGGUUUGUGGAAAGGUGAGCCUGGGCCAACUUCGACUUUGGAGUAUGUUUUUGAUUUGUACGGGUUCUAA